AUGUUUUUAGCAGUGAACAAAAAUCUUACCCACUGUUUUGAGGUGGUUUUUGGGACUGACGACUCUUCAGAUGUUUUGGUACCUGCAGCAGCUGAUAGUCGGUCCGUGGUACAUGUCAGUGAAGUUGUAGCACCUUCAGAAAACAAACCUGAGGACAUUGUAGAGAAUUGUACAAUUGAGGAACAGGUUUGUUUGGAAGAGGAGGCCACUGCAAAGAAGGUUGGAUGCUUGGAAGAGGAGACCCCUGCUGAAGAAUCUGGUGUCUGCUUGGAAGAGCCCUCUGUUGAUGGCCUUCCUCUAAUCUCUGAGGAAAUACAGGUUCUAGAUCACACUGUUGUAGAAGAUCCUGAACUAGUUUUUUACACAGAGUUGCAGCCGACUGUCCCUGUUCUUACCCCGGUCCAGUUCUCCGACAUGCAGCACUUGGAAGGAGAGGAACUGUUGAAAAUUAGGGAAACCAAUGAAAGUGAAGUUUCUAAGAUUCAUGGUGACCUGGAACCAGCUCCUAGCAGUUUUUCUUUAAUACUUGAAGCUGAGGAUGGAGAAAAUGAAAUGGAAAAUGCAGCUACUGAACCUAAUGCACACCUUCUGGUUGUAGAGUUGUCUAAAGUGAGAGAAAGUGGAGACCAUGCUGAGGAGGAUCGUGGUGUUUCUGAAGAGUCGGAACAACAAAUUUGUAAUCGGGAGGCUGUAACUUUGGUAAAGGCUGCAGAAGAGAGUCCUGAAGCCCAAAUUGGUAUUACGGAGUCUCUUCCAUACGUGCCUGAGCCGAUUAAAAUGGCUAAUGCAGAGAACCUGCUAGACGUUGUCAAAGACACUAGAACUAAGGGGUUUGUUACUGAGUUGGUCGACAGCUGUAUGCAGGAAGAAAUGCUGGUGACGGGCAAAACAGUAAGAAGCUCAACAUCCAAAUCCUUGGAGGAACCUAUUCAUGCUUUGACAGAUGCUAGCAUCAAAGAGAUAACCAGCACUCUGGCAGAGAACAAGCAGAACUCAAGACGCACCAGGGGAAAGAGUUUGAUGGUUGAGGAGAAGACUACAGAUGGCGAGCCUUUGGACCAACCAGACUUACAGGUGCCUACCACUCCCAGAAGAUCUAUGAGAAGUGCAAAGCACCAGCCCCAAACAAACACAUCAGCUACACCAGGGAGCACCCUGAGAAAAACUAAAGAUGUCAAGUUAGAACCUGAUGCAGAACAGGAAACUACACAGCCAACCAUGCCAAGGAAAGGGGGGCGCAGAACAAGGAGUAGCCUCGUUGAGCCUGUGGAACGCGUCCAAGCUACGGAUAAAGAUAGUAAACAAGAGGCAGUGAUGACGGUGACUCCUACAAGGAAAACCAAGCAAACAAGCAGUAUCUUGGCUGUUUCUGAAAGUGCCCCGGUGGACCAGCCAGUAAAAGUGUCAGCCAGUCCCAGUAGGGUUACCCUGAGAUCCACAGGGGUCACGUUGGAGAUUCCCCAAGUGUCCCAACAAAAGGACAUUUCCACCGAGCUUCACGAACAGAUGCCCCUCACCAGGGGUGUGCCAAUUUUUAAACAACUUAUUGUCCAGGGAACAAAAUGUUAGCAAGAUCUACUUGCCCGUUCCCUGUUGCACAAAACACACAAAAAGUAGACUAUAACUUGUAGGAUUUGGGUUUUAUUUAAUGGUAAACACAAUCAAUUGGUUGGUUAUUUAACAGCAAGUUUAUACCAGGCUGGCUUGCUGGUCCAAAAGGUCUUGCUACCAGAGGUUCCUAGUUCUAAUCCCCGCUCAGCCACUGAUUAACUGUGUGUGACCCUAAGUCACUUAACCCCCCGUCCUUCGUCCUUCCUGUUAUAAGUGACUCUGUAAUAGUUGCUGUAGCAUA
Molecule: messenger RNA, 1852 nt
Organism: Polyodon spathula (Mississippi paddlefish)
Lineage: Eukaryota; Metazoa; Chordata; Actinopteri; Acipenseriformes; Polyodontidae
Product: protein ELYS-like
Exons: 3
Coding region: 1-1569 (522 amino acids)
Source: RefSeq, a predicted model, not a curated record